AUGAAAAUUCUUUUUAUUAUUCUUUUAUGGUCAAUAUAAGGCCAAGAGAAUGAUUUUUCAUUUAUAUAGAUAUCGGAUUACAGUUAAGAUUUUGAUUCCAUUCGAAUUAAAGUAUAUUCUAAAUAAUUGGAUAAAAAAAAUUCAAAUCAUAAACUGUUUAAGUAAUUAUUAAAAACUGCUACACGUUUCACAGAAGACACAUAUAAAGUAAAACGUACUACAAAAACUAUAAUUAUGAAUGCCAAAUAAUGUCAUCAUGUUAAAGUCCCUAAAAAACAUAGAAAAAAAGGAGUUAAAAAUACUGAUUUUAUAUUAUAUGUAACAGAAACUAAUGUUUAAGAAUCUUGGAUUGCUAAAUCAUCUCCUUGUUUUUAUGAUUAAAAUUAUAGACCUUUGGCAGGACAAAUAAUAUUAAAUAAUCAUCAUUUCCUUAAGAAUAUAACUUAAAUAGUUAAAUAUGAAAGAUUAGGAACAAUAGUUCAUGAAUUUACACAUACUUUGGGAUUUCAUAGAAGAAUUAUUGAUUAUUUCAAUAUGACAUAAAUAAUAUAGGAUAAAUUAUAUCUUAAAAGUCCAGGAGUUAUAGAAUAUGCAAAAUAAUAUUUUAAUUGUUCAUCUCUUUAAUAUUUACCUUUAGAAGAUGAUGGUGGACCAACAGCACAAUUUUCGCAUUUUGAAAAAAUGACAUUUAAUUAAGAAAUUAUGACAGGAACUUCAAGUAGAGAUACUGUUUAUAGUAAGUUUACUAUGCUUGUAUUAUAAGAUACUGGAUUAUAUUAAGCAAAUUUAUCAAAAGCUGGCAGAUAUGAAUAUGGAAUGAAUUAAGGUUGUUUGGCAGCUUAAGGAGGUUUUGAUUCACCUACUAUUUGUAAAUUGGCAAAAAAUGAAAGGUUUUGUUCUUAUAAUUAUUAACAUAUUUAAUUGUGUAAAUCUUCUUAAAAAUUAGCUGAAUGUGGAUUAGUUACUGCUUUAAAAGAUUGUAAUAAAAAAAGAUGCUUCAAUUAUCAUGAUUCUUAUACUUAACUUCAUAAAGCUAAAUGUUUUAAAAGUAAAUGUACAAUUAUGGGAAUUUAAGUAAAAUAUAAUGGUUAAAUUUAAUAUUGUUAAUCAGAUUUUGCUACAAUCUCAUUUAAUGAUUAACUCAUUUAAUGUCCUGUUUAUAAAGAUUUUUGUAACAAUUAUUCUCUAUGUAACAACAGAGGAGAGUUUAUUAAUGGAAAAUGCUAAUGCUAUUUAGGAUAUAAAGGAAAGAAAUGCUAAAAAUAAAUGUGA
Molecule: messenger RNA, 1272 nt
Organism: Paramecium sonneborni
Lineage: Eukaryota; Ciliophora; Oligohymenophorea; Peniculida; Parameciidae
Source: the annotation of a GenBank genome assembly